AUGCGGUUCGUUGCUGCUAUUUUCCCUCUGCUUUCGUGGACAGUGCCGGGGGUGUUGGGGGUGCCUCCCAGUACUACCACCAGCACGUUUACACCCAAUCCAACGAGUACCCUCGCUUAUCUUGCACAUCCACCCCCGACCUACCAGCAGCCGGCGGUCGACCUAUUAGCCGGCUUGACAGAACUCCAGCGUCGGGUUGACCAAGGCCUCUUUGCAAACGAAUACGAGUUCGAGGUCGCUCUCAAUGGGCUGGUGUCUUCAGCACACGACGGCCAUCUGAAUUUGAAUGGCGGUGUGCUAGAGAACUUUAUAUUCGCAGCGCCGGUCGAUAUCGUAUCGGUAUCGUUGGAUGGAUUAGAAUUACCAAAGGUUUAUGUCGCACAUGAUUUGCUCCUUAACCAAAGCUAUCCGAAUCUUUGUACGGGCCCUAACGAGAACGAACCUCCUAGUUGCUGGGAACCAUCACCCAUUGUCAGUAUCAAUGGCCAAGAUGUUGUUGACUAUCUGACCGAAUUCGCCAUUACCAACUCCUUUGGCAAUCUGGAGCCCCAUUCAGACUGGAAUAUGCUGAUGAGAAGUGCUGCAUUGGACAAUCAAGGAUAUCUAGAAGUGUUCGCCGCGGCCAGUGUCUACCCUGGCGAUACGAUGGCCAUAACAUUUGAAAAUCAAACCGUGACUCCCCCUCUCCCAUGGAUAUCCCUUUAUUACACCCAACUCGAUACGGGACCCCUCGAAACGGGCGGCGACUUUUACAAUUUCUUUGUGCUAGGCUGGUACCCGGAUUCCUACGACCCGUACAACACCACAGACGACACGACGGCAACUGGAACCCCAUCAAGCAGCAUUGUUUCUUUGCCUAUCUCAACACCAGGCCCCUCGGAUGUGCCGUCUCCUGAAGACACCGCGCCCUACCCUCCCCUGGUCGAUAUCGCAAUGGAGCCUAGCUCGGAAUUUGAUGGAAUGUCCUUGCGCGGAUAUUUCCUCAAUCAAUCCUCUUUAGCAGUCUUGGUUAUUCCCUCUUUUACAUACUAUGGAGAGAGCGCUGAGUCAUUCAGCAAUGCAGUGAAAGCAUUCAUACAGCGCAGUCGCAGGGCAGGACUAAGAAAAGUCGUCAUCGACGUGCAGCAGAAUGCUGGCGGGGAAACCCUCCUAGCGAUCGAAACAUUCAAACUGUUCUUCCCUGUCGAUGAACCGUUCGCAGGAAGCCGCCGGCGCGCGCAUCCCAUGGCCGACGCCCUGGGGUCUACCAUCACAGACUACUGGAAUAAUCUCGACCUAGUCAGUGACAACUAUACCUGGUUAUCUACGGACGAAUGGGUUGUCACGGAUCGCAUCGACGCUGAAUCUGGCGACAACUUCACCUCAUGGCAGGAGUAUUUUGGACCAGCCAGUACCUACCAUAGUGAUAACUUCACCAAGGUCGAGCAGUUCAACCUGACCAGCGAUACCUUCGACUUGGAGGCACUCGGUACGGUGGUAGACGGCUGGCAAACGCCGCAGGCAGCCUUCGCGGCCGAAGACAUCAUUAUCCUCAGCGACGGUCUCUGCUCAUCAGCAUGUGCCCUCUUCAUGGAAAUGAUGCACCAUGACGCCGGCGUACGCACGGUAGUAGCAGGAGGUCGACCCAGCCACGGGCCCAUGCAAUCACCAGCGGGCACUCGUGGCGCCUCGGGAUAUUCAAAUGAUCAACUGGACAACGACAUAGCAUUGGCAAAAGAGCAGGACCCCUCUCUAGGAAGCCGACUGCCCGACCGAACACUCGAUUACUACAUCUCCUACGCGAGCGUCAAUCUCCGUGAUCAGGUGCGUCAGGAUGACACGGAACGAACGCCCCUCCAGUUCCUCUACCAGCCAGCCGACUGUCGUAUUUUCUACACGCCACAAACCUGGUAUAACUUCACCAACCUGUGGAACUACGCCGCGGAGGCCACAUGGCAGAAUCCCGCACUUUGCGUUCUGAAUUCCACUUCUAAAUUCCCGCGUCCCGCUCCUCCCCCACCACCAUCCAAGCAGGCCCUUAGUCCAUCCGACGGGACGGUAGAUGGUAAUCAUGCUGCAUCCGACUCCUCGGUCGAUAUCGACGACCCGUUCAACGACAUUCUCGGAGCCGUGACAGGUAUCCGGAGUCCUCAGGGUAUACCAUGCACAUCCGAGAUCGAUUGCAAGGGUGGGGCGGCUACUUUCUACUGUCGCGAAGCCAAGGGUUGUAAACAAGGCAAACCUCAAUGGUUCCGGCAAUGCCUUCGGGAAUGUUCUUCUAGUAUGAGACCUGGCAACUGCAAUUGUCGAGUGCAACGAAAAAACAGCAACGUAGUUGAUUACGAGCGUUUGUAUAAUAUCGGCUAUUGUCUACCGCGCCUUGAUGCCUGUACUGUUAAGUCGUACCACGCUUGGCCAUAA
This is a messenger RNA of Penicillium expansum, 2400 nucleotides long. RefSeq names its product Interphotoreceptor retinol-binding. Gene Ontology annotation, biological process: proteolysis. The coding region runs from base 1 to 2400 and encodes 799 amino acids. Gene Ontology annotation, molecular function: serine-type peptidase activity. Lineage: Eukaryota; Fungi; Ascomycota; Eurotiomycetes; Eurotiales; Aspergillaceae. The record is from RefSeq and is a predicted model, not a curated record. The transcript has 6 exons.